AUGCAUUUCUCUCACGCUCUUAUCACUAUAGUAGCUAGCACCUGCGUAGUUAGCGCCUAUCCUGGUCUUCACGAAAACACUGUCGUCGCCGUUGAGGGCCGUGGCAUAGACGAUACAGCCACGGGACCACGCUAUAGCCCUCUCGUCGUGAACGGCGACGAACUACACACGUCCAAAGACAUUGAAACAGGAAAAGUCGUAUGCACCACGAAUCUCCACGAUGUUGACAAGGGCGGGAAUCUACAGAGUGCCAAAGACCAACAAAUCCAAUGGGUCGAGCAAGGAAGAGGUAGCACCGAAAUAGAGUUUAAUAUUGGGAGGACUACUAUGGAAGUAGGACAGGCUGGAGAUUUGAUUAGUUAUGUCACAAACAGGGGUGGCAAGCAAACUGCCCAUGUGGAUGAUAUUAGGUGGAUGCAUUUUUAUAUUGACAGAGACUGUACUUCAAAGGGCCAGGUGGGCUAUUACUGGGUACCCAAGUGGAAGGUUUGGUACGGCUGGGGCUACUUAGAACGACAACCAUUCUUUGGGGUUCCUGCUAAUCAUUUUUAG
Molecule: messenger RNA, 552 nt
Organism: Pseudovirgaria hyperparasitica
Lineage: Eukaryota; Fungi; Ascomycota; Dothideomycetes; Acrospermales; Acrospermaceae
Exons: 1
Coding region: 1-552 (183 amino acids)
Source: RefSeq, a predicted model, not a curated record